AGUUUGCUGCCCCCGAGAUUGUCGAACGCGAGCCGGUAGGCUUUUAUACCGAUAUGUGGGCCUGGCGGUGUACUGGCUUAUGUUCUAUCGCCGACAAGCAGCGCCUAGAUUUGUCAUCAAGCCGCAGAGCGCGUUCGCCUACGAAGGACAGAGCGUGAAGUUCACUUGUCGCGCGAUCGCGAUUGCAGCACCGACCCUGUCUUGGUCGCAUAACAAUCAGGAGCCACGGGAAUCCGUCAAAUUCAUGAAGCGGUACCACGGCGACGAUUACACCUUCAUUAUUAACAGAGUCAAGUUGGAAGACAGAGAAGAAUAUAUUAUACGCGCGGAGAAUCAUUAUGGCUACCGUGAGGAGGUCGUUUUCCUUAAUGUACAACCACUACCGAGAGAAAUUCCGAAGUAUAGGCCCGAGUUGCAUCCUGUACACAGACGAGAACCGCUUGGUUACAACGUGUGGCUGGAGACGAUUAAGUCGGCACCGAGCUUCACCUUCCUGCUACGACCACGUGUCAUCCAGAUCAGACAGACUUGCAAGCUGCUCUGCUGUCUGAACGGUAAUCCAAUGUCCACCGUGAAAUGGUAUAAGGACAGAGAGGAAUUGUCCAAGUAUAAUUAUCCCAUGAGCAAUGCCGACGGCGUCGUCACGAUGGAGAUCGUUGACUGCAAACCGGAGGAUAGCGGCAAAUAUCGUUGUGUAGCUUCCAACAAGCACGGCAAGGAUGAAACUAGUUGCGUGGUCAUCGUAGAAGGCACUGGAGAAACGAAGGAGCAAGUAAAAUUAGUACACGACCUUCUACAUUCCGGAGAUCGAAGGUUUAUCGAGCAACCACUGAAACCAACACCACCGCCAAUCGUGACAAUUCACAAAUCCAGUGGAUACAGCGGCUACAGUUCCACGACCACUCAAGGCCAAUCAAGCUCCACUUCUUCAUACAUACCUAAAUGUGAUCACUUAAAAACAUGAUACAGUGUUUCAUGAUAUGCAUUAUGUUUGCGUUUAAAGAACUGAAAUUUAAAUAAGUUGUAUUUUUAUAAAUAAAGAUUAUUUAUGUG
Temnothorax curvispinosus is the source of this 1053-nucleotide messenger RNA. Its product is annotated as twitchin-like. Lineage: Eukaryota; Metazoa; Arthropoda; Insecta; Hymenoptera; Formicidae. The transcript is spliced from 5 exons. The record is from RefSeq and is a predicted model, not a curated record. The coding region runs from base 80 to 964 and encodes 294 amino acids.